GGGAAGAACGAAGAACAUUCAUUCAGCCAAACAGACACAUUAAAUCCGUACGGGACUUUUCGGAGUUGUAGAAUCAAGGUCCAAAUUUAGAAUAACAACUGUGUCACUGAGCUGCCUGGAUAUCUAGCUGAACAUGGCUGAUGCUGGUGAAGUUUUGAUGUCGGUGCUGUCCACAAUUCGGGUUCCGAAGCCCGGCGAUCGGGUCCACAAAGACGAAUGCGCCUUGUCAUUUUCCUCGCCGGAGAGUGAAGGAGGCCUGUAUGUGUGCAUGAAUAGUUUCUUGGGCUUUGGGAGCAGGUAUGUGGACAGACACCACGCACGGUCUGGUCAGAGGGCUUAUCUGCACAUUACUAGGAUUCGCAAGACAAAGAAAGAUGACGAUAGUAACUCUGGAUCUGGACACCCACCAAAGAAGAAGCCCACGAGAUUGGCGAUAGGAAUUGAAGGUGGUUUUGAUGUGGAGCAGGAGCAUUACGAGGAGGAUGUAAAGGUGGUUAUCCUACCAGACAGACUCGAAGUGACGUCAGAUGACCUUGCAAACAUGCCGGAUGUCGUGAAAGAAAGGGUGUCCUUGUCUAUGGCAGGUAUCAUGGCUGCAGACUCAGUGUCUCACACCUUGCAAGUUCAGCAGUGGGACGGGGAGGUGAGACAGGAGUCCAGGCAUGCAGCUGACCUCAAACAACUCGACAAUGGAAUUAAAAUUCCUCCUAGUGGCUGGCGGUGUGACGUGUGUGACCUCCAGGAGAACCUCUGGAUGAAUUUGACGGAUGGCAGAGUGCUCUGUGGUCGCAGGUAUUUUGAUGGCUCUGGCGGCAACAACCACGCCUUGCUCCACUACCAGGAGACAGGCUACCCGCUUGCCGUAAAACUGGGAACCAUCACUCCAGAUGGAGCAGAUGUGUAUUCGUAUGAGGAGGACGACAUGGUCCUGGAUUCUAAGCUGCCGGAGCAUCUGUCUCACUUUGGGAUUGACAUGAUGACCAUGGAGAAGACUGAGCGAACUAUGACCGAGCUGGAGAUCGCUGUGAACCAGCGCGUUGGCGAGUGGGAAGUGAUCCAAGAGUCUGGGACAACCCUACGUCCCCUCUAUGGUCCCGGCCUCACAGGGAUGAAGAACCUGGGCAACAGUUGCUACCUCAACUCUGUCAUGCAAGUGCUCUUCACCAUUCCAGACUUCGAGGAAAAGUACGUGUCAAACAUUGACAAGAUAAUUGACGAUGCACCGAGUGACCCUACUCAAGACUUCAAAACUCAAGUAGCCAAGCUUGGUCACGGCCUGUUGUCCGGAGAAUACUCCAAACCUGCUCCGGACCCCGGAGAUGAGAACAGUGCGCCAGAGCCCAGGGGAGAUCAAGUGGGCAUCGCCCCCAGAAUGUUUAAAGCGCUUGUUGGGCGAGGUCACCCAGAGUUCUCCACCAACAGGCAGCAAGACGCUCAAGAGUUUUUACUGCACUUCAUCAACAUGGUGGAGAGGAACUGUCGCACCGGCUCCAACCCGUCUGAGGCCUUCAGGUUCCUAGUGGAGGAGAAGAUUGUGUGUCAGCAGUCGCAGAAGGCAAAGUACACACAGCGGGUGGACUACAUUGUCCAACUCCCCGUGCCCAUGGACCAGGCCACCAACCCAGAGGAACUUCAGGAGGCGGAGCAUCGGCGUGAGCAGGGCGACACCUCAGCCCCCACAGUUCCUGCACAGAUCCCCUUCACAGCCUGUAUGGCUGCGCUGAGUGAACCUGAAAUCCUCACUGACUUCUGGAGCUCAGCUGUCCAAAUGAAGACAACUGCUACCAAAACGACCCGCUUUGCUUCAUUCCCUGAUCAUCUGGUUAUUCAGAUUAAGAAGUUUACUUUUGGUCUUGACUGGAUCCCCAAGAAACUUGACGUGAGCAUCGACGUUCCGGACACGUUGGACCUCAGCGCCCUCCGUGCGAUGGGUCAGCAGCCUGGAGAGGAGCUUUUACCAGAGGUGGCCCCGCCCCCACUCAUGACCCCAGAUGUGGAGGUUAAAGGUAUCCUGGGUUCCCACGGCAACGAGGAGGACGACUCGCUCUACUCCCCUCUGCUGUCCCCAGUUCUGGAUGAUGCCACAGUGUCUCAGCUGUGUGAGAUGGGAUUCCCGAUGGAGGCGUGUAGGAAGUCUGUUUACUACACUGGGAACACUGGAGUGGAGUCUGCCAUGAAUUGGAUCAUGGGACACAUGGAUGACCCAGACUUUGCAUCCCCGCUGGUGUUGCCGGGCUCCAGUUCUGGUGCUGGAACCACACCGACUGAGAGCGCCUCUGAGGAACAUCUAGCAGCCAUCGUCAAUAUGGGAUUCAGUCGAGACCAAGCCACCAAAGCACUUAGAGCCACGAGUAAUGUCCUGGAACGGGCAGUGGACUGGAUCUUCUCACACCUGGACGACCUUGAGUCCAUGGAUGUUUCUGAAGGAGGCCGGUCUGCAGCGGAGAGCGAGGGAGGAAGGGAGCCUGCACCUGGGCCGCGUGUGAAAGACGGAGCUGGCAAAUAUGAGUUGUUCGCAUUCAUCAGUCACAUGGGGACGAGCACAAUGUGCGGCCACUAUGUUUGUCACAUCAAGAAAGAUCAGCAGUGGGUCAUCUUCAACGAUCAGAAGGUUUGUGCUUCGGAAAAGCCCCCCAAGGACCUGGGGUACCUCUACUUCUACCGGAGAGUGGCCGAAUGAGACAUGGGAAUGUGUGUGACUCAGAGUGAGAGUGGCGCGCGUGGAUGGUAACACAAAGGCGGCUUUAAUAGUCACACCACAGAAAAGCUCUUUAGACAUGACUCAGCACAUUUCACACCUGAAGCGAUCUGUAAAUACAUCAGUCUCUUUUAAUCACAUGCAGAUUUCCACUCUGUGGGGAGGAUUUCGGUUUGAAUAGUCCCUGUUUACUGUUUAAAAAAAAAAAAAAAAAAACGCGAUUCAGCAAAUAAUAUCCGACGACACAGUAGCAACACACGGACUGCGAACGUCACCACAACUUGCUUUCUGAGCUCACCGUUUCCUUAUUUAGCCGUGCUGUGGACGCAUCUUGUCACCCCUGUCACUGCGCCCACACCUCCGCUUCAGGAAGUUUGUGUCUCUUUCUGUCGUUUAUUUAAAAAUACACAUGUCAACCAAUCAAGCAAACACAGUGCAGAGUGAUCAAAGAUAGUGAUGUUAAACCAAAACCUCGAGGUGCAUUACUCCCACGGUCGAAAAUCUCGCAUGCAGGUUCAUUGGGGACUCUAAAUCGUCCUCCAGUUGCCGUGUGCGUGAGAAUGCUUGUUGUACGUGUGUUGGACUGUCAGCUGGGAUCAGCUUCAGGACCACCCCACACCCCCCCAUCAUGUUCCAAAUAAUCUGAAACGUCAUGGUUGGAUGAAUGUUGAUCUUUGUUAUA
Synchiropus splendidus (mandarinfish) is the source of this 3380-nucleotide messenger RNA. RefSeq names its product ubiquitin specific peptidase 5 (isopeptidase T) (gene usp5). The record is from RefSeq and is a predicted model, not a curated record. Lineage: Eukaryota; Metazoa; Chordata; Actinopteri; Syngnathiformes; Callionymidae. The coding region runs from base 134 to 2680 and encodes 848 amino acids. Gene Ontology annotation, molecular function: zinc ion binding; protein binding; cysteine-type deubiquitinase activity. Gene Ontology annotation, biological process: protein deubiquitination. The transcript is spliced from 20 exons.